Molecule: messenger RNA, 1742 nt
Organism: Ostrea edulis (European flat oyster)
Lineage: Eukaryota; Metazoa; Mollusca; Bivalvia; Ostreida; Ostreidae
Product: protein HEXIM1-like
Exons: 2
Coding region: 93-953 (286 amino acids)
Biological process (GO): negative regulation of transcription by RNA polymerase II; negative regulation of cyclin-dependent protein serine/threonine kinase activity
Cellular component (GO): nucleus; cytoplasm; nucleoplasm
Molecular function (GO): cyclin-dependent protein serine/threonine kinase inhibitor activity; 7SK snRNA binding
Source: RefSeq, a predicted model, not a curated record
GUCACGUGACUUGAGUGUAUAAAUACUGUUGGCAACGAUUUUGCAACGUAUUACCUAGUAACUCGUGGCAGUGAGAGGGUGUAGUCUAUUUUAUGUACACCAGUGAUAUAGAAAUGCUUAUGGAAAUCAAUCAGAUUAAAUUACAGAACAACUUGAACCCAGAAAUUAUAAGCGAGAAGAGAAGAAUGGCAGAAAAAAUGGAUCUCCGACAGUGGAAGAAAACAAGGCGGGGCAAGAAAAGGAAUCGGAUCUUCCGUGAUAGUCACGAGGUUUGUGAAACUAAAGGAAAUCUGGAAAACUGUUUAAAUUGUGAAAGACUUUCUCCUUGUCCAGAUGAUGACGAUUCCGAUGUAUCCCCAGUGAAGAAUUCCCGCAUUCAACGAAGCCCAGGAUUCAAAAGGCGCCAAGCCAUUUUGAGACCUAAAUAUAGCCCCAAAGCGCCUCAAAAUUCCACCCAGUUUCUAAUGGACGAUCAUUUUUCAUAUAGUUGUGAUUUUCUUGGUUUUGAUUCCCCCGAUCCCUGGGGACAGCGCCAGCAGUACUCGGAUCACGACUCGGACGAGUCCAUUAUUGAACUACCCGAAGCUGCAGACGAUUCUUUGUUGUUUCAAAUGGAUGAUCUCAGCGAAUGUAUAAAUAGUGCUGACGAGGAAACCAAGGCUUUUAUGGAGAAAGACUUUGAAGAUGCCUAUCAUUCUAUUCAAUGUGAUGAAGUAUCUCGUCUUAGCGAAUCGGAACUUAUAACAGCCAUUUGUUCAAUGGAAUCAAAGGCUGAACGUUUAGAAAAGGAAUUGGAGAAUUCUAGUUCCUCUCGGACUGUCCAAUUUACUGGUGUAAAAAGUAGACGAAAGAAGAAGAAGGGAGUGAUAAGUCAGCUCAAAAGAGAAAUUACUGAUCUACAAAAGGAAAACGAACAAUUGAAAAGAAUGUUAAUUGUUGCAUCAUGCAGCUAAACGAUUUUGUUUAUAUAUGUAAAUUUAUAGAAUUUGCGAUGCUAAACUAGUGCUAGAUAUUUGAACCUCAACAACAUAACUCUGCUGUGCUAAAAGUCAUGAAAUCCAAACAUGAUUAACUUUCAAAAUCGAGCAGAUUAUUGCUUUAAAUCUUAUCAAAUGUACCAUUUUUUAUUUGAGAAAUAUUAAAAAAAAAAAAAAGAUACAUAGAUCCAUAGUUAUUUUACUCGUGUAUUAGUGAACUCCAUUCUAAUACCUACAAGUUUUAUUUUUCAGUCAAGAGGACAGGCUUCCAAACAAGGAAACACUGUACCAAGGGUGCAGUACAUCCUUCAGACUAAACAAAGCCCAAAAGCUGCCAAGGAUGAAAAUCCAAGCACAUGGACUAGUACAAAUUAUGAUCCCUUGGUGGCACAGAUGACCUUCACCUCGCCAGCUUGGACACCUCCAGUACGGAAUGGCUUGAAUUGGCCGUCCUGCGGUGAAUGGACUCGUCCAGUACGCUGACACAUUCAUGGAAACUUUCCAACAUUUCCUGUCCUGCUGCCCCUAUUUAAAGAUAUAUAUAGAUAAUUUUAUUAAUGCACUUUAUAUUUGAAUGCAUUCUUUUCAGAUCCGAAAGUUGGGUACAGGUAGGUACACUGCUCAUGAAUAUUACCCAUCAAAGGUUUUGAAAAAUAAUACUUCUUGAUGAAUUAAAUUGAUCAAAUAUAAUGAAAUUGAUCAAAUAUUCAUGAGUGUAUUUAUUUAUGAAAUACGUGAAAAAAUUCAAUAAAUUGUUGAAGUGAG